GAUAGCGCUAGUGCGCUACAAUUCCGAGUGUUGACUCUAUAUCCUAUAUAUAAUAUACUCUAUGAUAUAAAUAAUUAUAAAAUAUGGUAAUUCGUUCGUUGGUGUUGUGAUGUUGUCAUUGUAUUUUUGUUACUCCUUAUGUUUUUUUAUCUAAAACAUAUUUAAUGUCAAGCAUUGUAAUGCGGUGGUAGUACAUAUGUAUUCUUGAGAUGAGAAAUAUUUGAUUAAUUUAUAAAUAUAUAUCGAUGCAACAAUGUCUACCGAUAUAAUUGAGUUGGGUUCGUCUGAUGAUGAAAUGGAACCGGUACCGAAAAAGAAAAAAGUUAUGCCAAAUGCUAUGGUUAGAAUUCCUUCUCACAGAAAACUUCCAGGCGUAACUAUUAAACCUGUCAAAGCCAAGAAAGUUAUACCGAAUGUAGGAAUAAAAAAAACAGUUGCAAUCCCUAGAAUCAGUAUUAAUCCACUACAUGCUAAGCAUACAAAUUCUAGAAAUUCACUUCUAAAACCAAUCCUGAAAAAAAAUUGUACUGCUUCAGGAUCUUUUCCAAAUAUAACCAAUGUUGAUUCUUCUAAUCGAAUAGGGUCAAAGUUAUUAGGAAAAUUACCAUCGAGCAUUACUGUUAAAAAAGCGACAGUGUCUAAAACUGUAAGCAUACCUAUACAAAAGGCCAAGCUGGCACAGCAAAUAGUGCUACCAGCUGAAAUUCAUAAUAAACCUAUAUUAUUACCAAAACCACUACCACAGUGGUAUAAAAAACCGGAAGAUUUAGAAUCUGAAACACAUUUGCAGGUAAAAGAAAGACAUGAUGUAGAUAUAAUUUCUAUGGAAGAAAAGAAUAACAUAGAACCUACACAACUUAUAGAAAUAACUAUUGAUGAUAGCCCAGUAAAAGUUUCUACCAUCAAACGAACAGAAGAUACUGCUAUAAUGAUUGAUGAUAGCCCUGCUAAAGGUGCCUCACGUAUGAAAUGUGACUUAAACCAACAAAAAGAAAAACAAAGUAAAAAGAUGUUGAACUAUGAAAAUAUUAAAAUAGUGAAAGACAUUGCGGGUAUGAUAGAAGUUGAAGUAGAUGCUAUUGAUGUUGACGAAUUAAGAAAUGAACCAUUUGGCACACAAUCUAAGAUUAUCCAAAACAAUAAACUUCAAAAUCACAAGGAUGUCAACAUAAAAGAAAACCAUUGUAGUGAAAAUACAAGCAUAAACGAGGAAAUAGAAUUUGUCAAUGAAAAGAAACACAGAGAUGAAAUUGAAACACAAGUACCUGAGAAAGAAAAGGUUAAAGAACCUGCCAACGAUGGUGGUGGAUUGUGGAACAAGGAUGGUGAAUUUAAUCCCAUAUACCAAAAAUUCAUAGAUACUUGUUUCCACCAUGAGAAUUCUAAUGAUAUGCAGUAUAUUGUUGAAAAAAAAAUCAAGUCUUAUUAUAGGCAGUGUCCCAAAGAAUAUGUAGACUCUGAAGAGUUUUUAGAUUUAGUAUCUGGUAAAAUUAUAGCUAUAGAAGCGUCUCCAAACAAAAUGUAUCUUUACAUUAGGGAUGUGGUGAAUGAGUUAAAUAUACAAAGAAAAAUGGCUAGGCCAGGAACUUCAUCAAAAACGGAAACAUCUGCAGAAUGUCCAGCUAUAGAUAUAAGUGAAUGUGAUGCAAAACAUCAGAGACAUAUUAAAAAACUUGAGAAGACAUUAACAAAACUACACAGAGCUAUUCAAAAGUUGGAGGAACAAGAAGUUGACUUUGAUGAGGAAGAUGACUCAAUAUAUUUACUAACAGAGAGAUAUAAAGAGAGGUUACUUCGUGUUCAUGCAAAGUUGUGUCAAUUAACACAAACCAAGAUGCCAUCUGAGCCAUAUAUUAAGCUGGAAACUAGAGCUGGCCGGCCAAAAGGACCAGCAGCAAGACUUGAGAAAUGGAUUAAUAAGAAAGUGCCCAUCGGUAAACCACUGCCAUUCCCCGAUUUUCAUGAUGUACUACGUUGCGUGAGAGAGGCAAAUGCUGAAGAUAAGUUGGGCUGGAGCGAAACGGAAAUUUUAGACGAAGCACGCGAACUAUUCAUAUUUUGUGGAAAAACACUAAAGAGACGGAGACAAGAAAAUGAUUGGAGAAUAGCUGCGUCACGGUUGCCUGUUAAUGAAGAUCCUGCUGAAAAUGAUGAUAAGCUUAAAAAUAAAUUAGACGAAAAUAAAAUGCUGGCAAAACGUAAUGAAACUGAUAUUUUAAACAAAUAUGUUGAUAGGCAGAAUCAGCUUAAUUUGGAACCUGAAGUUAUCGGCGAUAAAGAAGCGGAAGAGUCACCAUUUGAAAGUGAUGAAGAGGAUGAUAUUGAUAGCAAUAUUGUACCAAUUAAGAAAAAGAUAAAAAUUGCAAAGGAAGAAACAAAUGUUGAGACUGAUAUUUCAGUAAUGGAUUCAUCUAAUAAAGAUGAAUCUAAUCUGUUGAAAAAAUUGUAUUCGGAAUCCGAUUCUGAUUCGCCAAUUAACCUCACUGAUUCGGACGAUGAACAUAAUUCUCCUACAGUGAUUAACAGUGAUGUGAUCAGUAUUGAAGACUCAAGUUACUCAGAAUCAGAAAAUUGUGUACACGAACCCGAUGAGUCUAACAUCUGUCCUGUUCAAAUGGAUAUUGAACUAAGUGAUGAUUCGAUUAUCAGAGACGACGAAAGUAACAAUAAAGAGUAUCUCACCGUAGAUAUAACGGAAGAUAUUCAAGAGCUUUUAACUAUUAAGAAUGUGAUUGAACAAAAUAAGAGUCUAGUAAGUCCAAAAGACAGCUCAAAUAAUGUAGAUAUAAUUAAUAAUGAUGAUAUUGAAAUUAUAAAUGAUACUUCAAAUCAAGGUACUGAAAGAGCUGCAACUAUUGAGAUCAACAACGUUGAAGCCGUUACAACAGAUGAACCUAUUGAAAAGAGGAAUUCGUAUGAGACCAAAACGAUGGUUAAUGAUACUGAUCAGUUAAAUUACGGUAAGAUUAAAGUAAAAGAUAAGCAAACCAAAAAAUGUGAGGAAAGUAUACCUGAAAUGAUGACUAAACAAGUUAAGGAUGAAUCAAACAAUGUCAAAGUUACUAGUAAUAAUCAGCUCAUUGGUAAAGAGAAGUGUAAUACUGAAAAGAAAAACUCAGAUAUAGAUUUGAACGUCGAAACGGCAUCUAAUGAUGUUGCCACUACGGAUAAACCAUUUAAUAUACCUACGAAAAUGGAAAUGACAAAAGAACACAUAGACGUGGAAAUAAAUGUUACUGACAUUAUACGCAAGAGCAAUACUGAGAUUGAAACAGUAAAGAAAACUAAUAUUGAAUCGAACGAUGGUAUAUCCCUGAAUGUAGAGAAGAGUAAUUCUGAACUUGAAAUACCAAGUACAUAUACUGAUUUAAAAAUGACGGAGUCAGAUGUAAGGACACAUAAAAAUAGAGAAAUUGUAGACGAAGAUAACAUUGAAAUGACGAUUGAGCAUAUAGAUAUAAACUUGAAGAACAGAGAUAUUAAAAUAACAAGUAAUAAAGUUGAUAAUGAAAUAAAUGACAAAUUUACAGAUAAAUCCAUUCGUACAGAGAAGGAUAUUACUACGAAAAUUAAUAAAACUGACUUAGGUACGGAUGUAAAUGUUCUGAAACUUUUCAAUGAUCCAAUGUCAAAUAACACUAUAGAUAAUAGGGAUUGUAAUGGGGACGUUGAAAUGGUAGACAUACAGUGUGUCGUGCCUGUAAAUAAAGAAAAAAUGGAUCUAACAGCGACUGUAGCUAAAAGCAAUGUCGGAACAAAUUUCGUUAAAGAUUGUUCCGAUGUACAAUUAAAUAACUCUGAACCUGAAAAAAACUAUAAUGAUACUAAUGAUCCAACAACCAAAGCUGCCAGUAUUCUGAAUAAUGAUGAAAAUUCAACUAUCAUUUCAGACAUAUGUACUAAAAUUAUUGAAAACAUCGAAAAUGUAACCAAUAUUAAUCACGGCCAUGAGAAUGUUGAUGGAGAUAUGGUUGAUUCCUUAAAUGAUUAUAUAAUGCAUGCUGUAGAAGUUCCAUUUAAUACUGAAAGAAAGCAGAGAGAUAACUUUAACAAAAAGGAAACUGAAGUUGUCCCAAAAUCUAACGACGAUUGUGGGAAAUUAGAAAAUAAUAUGUUGAUUAUCGAAAAUUGUUCAAAUCACAUUACAGAAGUCAAUGACACAAUUGAUAAAAAACAUGAAAAUCCCAAAAUGAUGGAAGCACUUUCUGAUAUUUAAAAAUAUUAUAAAACUGAGACUGAUCAGACGUUGAUUGAACACAAUAAAUAUAUAUAGACAUUGUUAAUUAAAUGUAAUACCUUUAUGGAUGUGGACAUUUUACUGAAUAUAAUUAUUAAGGCUUAUAAUUAUUUGCUAUUAUGUGACUUCAUCACAAAUUAGCUCAAUCAUUGUAUAAGUUGUAGUAUACAGGUAAGUUUAAAUUUUCAAUAUAAUAUUUAAAAUACUGUGUAUUUUUUUUUCGAAAAUAUUCCAUACGACCCACGUUUUUACACACGACAAAUUUAAUGACAAUUCAUGACAAGUUUAUAAUUAAAUUGAUAUUUUUUUCUUUAUAAAAUAUUGGGUUCGUUUAGGCUUAGAUUUCAUAUCCUCGACCUCUAAUGAAAAAUGUACUCCCCACAAUAGUGCCUAAAAGCAAAAACAAAUGUGCUGGCAGAAAUUAAAUUAAAUAUUCGUCAA
Messenger RNA from Pieris brassicae (large cabbage white), 4678 nucleotides. RefSeq lists its product as uncharacterized. NCBI's taxonomy places the organism in Eukaryota, Metazoa, Arthropoda, Insecta, Lepidoptera, Pieridae. Gene Ontology annotation, molecular function: histone binding. The transcript is spliced from 6 exons. The coding region runs from base 254 to 4216 and encodes 1320 amino acids. The record is from RefSeq and is a predicted model, not a curated record.